AUUGUUGGACCUGACAAUCGAGUGGUGUAUGAGGGUGAAAGAGAGUCAAAUGGGAAAUACACGUUUGCCGCUCAUAUGGAUGGUGUUUAUAGAUAUUGUUUUAGCAAUAAGAUGUCUUCUAUGACACCAAAGAUUGUAAUGUUUUCUAUGGAGGUUGGUGAUGCACCUAAAGUUAUGGAUACUGGAGAAGAUCACACUAAACUUGAAGAAAUGACCAAUCAGUUAGCAACAGGACUUACUGGAAUUCUACAUGAACUGCAGUACAUGCAAGUUAGAGAAAGGGUCCACAGAGCAAUUAAUGAUAACACCAAUUCAAGAGUAGUUUUAUGGUCAUUUUUCGAAAGUUUAGUACUUGUUGCCAUGACACUGGGACAAGUUUAUUAUCUGAAGCGAUUCUUUGAAGUCAGAAGGGUAGUUUAAAGGGUCGAAUCAGGUAGUUGAGAACAGUGUUUGUUUUAUUUCACAAUUGUUAACCCCAUACCAUCAGAAACCUUUAUCAGAUAUGUUUAUCAGAUAUGAUAUAUUGAAAUGUUAGAGUAAUUAAUUCCUAAAGGUAUCUUUUUCUUCUGUCAUGAUUCUACAGUUUUAUUUUAUAGAGUUAUUUGUUUUUUUUUU
Anneissia japonica is the source of this 615-nucleotide messenger RNA. Its product is annotated as transmembrane emp24 domain-containing protein 2-like. Gene Ontology annotation, cellular component: Golgi apparatus; COPII-coated ER to Golgi transport vesicle; endoplasmic reticulum. Gene Ontology annotation, biological process: Golgi organization; endoplasmic reticulum to Golgi vesicle-mediated transport; intracellular protein transport. The record is from RefSeq and is a predicted model, not a curated record. Lineage: Eukaryota; Metazoa; Echinodermata; Crinoidea; Comatulida; Comatulidae.